GAAGUUUACUCUAGAGUCUCUGCAGGUUUUCUGUACAGAAAUAACCCUCAUGGCACUUGUAUUGACAAAUCCGGGCUUCAAUCACAACCGUCAAUUCUCGCCGUGAUCGUCCGAUCAUUUCCAUUCCUCAUGGUUUCUACGAUUUUUCCACAUUCCAGCGGAAUCUUCUCCGAUCGGCAGCCAUGGCCGCUUAAAUGAGCAGAAAAAUGGAAGUUUUUAGCUGAUGAAGUAUUCUUCGCGGAGUUGAAUGAAGUAUGAACCAGAGAGCUUUCGGAGGAUGAAUAUUCUGGCGUUGAAAUUGGGGUUACGGCUCUGCAGACUGAGAUCGUAAUCAGAGUUGUUUGGUUGACAAGAAAGUGUGGGAAAGAUUUAAUGAAACGGGGAAAAUUUUGAGAAAAAAAGGAAAAUGUUUAAAAUGAACCCACUUUUCUUUUUUCUGUUUUUCACUCCUACGUCGUUGGUUUAGGAGGGAUAACCAUGGCUAAAAAUUUUCCAUUAAUUGAUUCUGUGAUUAACCAGAACUGGAGUGAUAUUUUGUCUACCAUGGUUGGUUUGCUUGUUUAUCUUCCGUAUCUUUCAUACUUUACCUUACCAGUGUAUGAAUCUGUCAAAUAUGUGUAUGAGCUUUUUGGUUAGCUGAUAAUUUAUUGUGAUUUAAUACUCGAACUUGUAGUAGGGUAUUAUCUUUUCUUUAUUUCUUGUGUAUUAUCCAAUGCAAACAUAAAAAGAUUGUAUUUUUCAUUCUUGUUAGCAUUGAUUUGCUCCUUCCCUUUCCCAAUAUUAAUGGGUUUUGAGGAUCCGCAACAAUGCUUAUAUUGAACAUUUGGAGUCUUGUUAGUCUCUUUGAACUCUUGAUUCUAUAGUUCCUGGAGUUCGGAUGCUCCUACAUCUCUCUGUGUCGUGUUUACCCCUCCAUAUAUCCUGUAGAGUCAACACCAAAGAAGUUCUGGACCUUCAGCAUUUUAGUGACAUGUUUCGGUGCUUAUGUUUCAUAAGUUGAUUGUAACUUUCAUUUUGAAAUUUUCUUCAUGCUUGUUUGUGUGAGUUUGCAUUUGCUCGGUGAUUUUUGUGUGAGCCAGGGUCUCAAUGUUCUUGUCAGGAUGUUUGCAAAACAACAGUGGUUGUAUAUUUACCUGAUCAGGGUAGUCAUUUUCAGUAAGUUAUUUUUAGAGUUGUUGAUGGAUUGGGAGAGGGUAUGGCUGCUGGUUUGAGUUAAGGAAAUGCAAAUAUUUUCCUUAAUUAGUUAAAGUGGUUGAGAGUGAUCAUUUAUGAAACUGAAGUAGCAAAUCAGGAUCAGUAAAAUGAACAGCAAGAU
This is a messenger RNA of Rubroshorea leprosula, 1315 nucleotides long. Lineage: Eukaryota; Viridiplantae; Streptophyta; Magnoliopsida; Malvales; Dipterocarpaceae. The record is from the annotation of a GenBank genome assembly.